This is a messenger RNA of Scheffersomyces amazonensis, 599 nucleotides long. RefSeq lists its product as uncharacterized. The record is from RefSeq and is a predicted model, not a curated record. Bases 138 to 599 code for a protein of 153 amino acids. NCBI's taxonomy places the organism in Eukaryota, Fungi, Ascomycota, Pichiomycetes, Serinales, Debaryomycetaceae. The transcript has a single exon.
GCCUAACAAUUGCUAAUAUAUAAACAGUAAACUUCUGUUAAGUGAAAUAGUAAAUUAAGAUAAGUAUCUAUAAGAAAUAGUUUACUAUUUCUAAUUGAAAUAAGCUACAAAACAUAUAAGCAGUACUAGAAAAGAAAAUGAAAUCGAAUAACCUCGACGAGGAAACGAGACACCUGAAACUAAUGACUCUGAUUUGGGACGGUGUACUAUGCUUCAUGUAUUCCAUAUUGUUCUUGCUUCGCGUAUAUGAGACGAUCGUGGAAUUGAAUCUGCCGAAUGAUGAAGUACAGUCUAAAAUGAUACAAUAUAAAAUAUCAUUGGGUUUUUUAAUUACAGCUUCAGGUUUGGCCUUAUUUCUUGCUAUAUAUUGUUGGUGUGAAGUACAGGUUCUAAUAUCGAAUGAAGUAUCAUUAUCGAAUUACAGAAUCCCAAUCCAUUGUUCUUUCCUUUUAUGGCUUGUACUUGUGGUGAUUAUUACACAAGUAGACUUAAUGUCUAUUAUUGUAUCUGUUAUACUUACUGCUAUAUUCUUACUACUUGUAGAAUAUGUUCUCCUUAAACAUGAUUUUCUCUACGAAGAAGGUGGUCUUCCUGUAUAA